This is a messenger RNA of Oncorhynchus mykiss (rainbow trout), 1377 nucleotides long. RefSeq lists its product as uncharacterized. Gene Ontology annotation, molecular function: protein binding. The record is from RefSeq and is a predicted model, not a curated record. Lineage: Eukaryota; Metazoa; Chordata; Actinopteri; Salmoniformes; Salmonidae.
UUUUGGAACUGUUUGUUCCCGCCAAGUGCUGAUCGCUCAUUAUUUACUCAAUGAUUAAUGAUUGUACGGCAGGCUAUCCACCUUCCUAAUUCCCGUCUACAACGUUGAAACCAUUCUGACUGGACGAUACAAAACAGGAGCUGGUAUAAUUUACAGCAUCAUUUUAGACUAUUAUAAAACCAGGUGCCUUAGGGAUGAAGAGCUGGUUUCUCCUUCCUCUCCUGUUUCUGGCAUGUUGUUGCCAUGGCACCUUCUCUUGCCCAGCCCUUUGCAAAUGCUACAUAUCCCCAAGAAAAACAGAGGUGGUCUGUAAUGAAGUCCCCCUCACCCAGUUCCCCUCCUACGGUCUUCCAAGCAACACAACCUCCCUCACCAUCCAGUUCACCAACAUCAGCUCCAUCUCAGAACAGCACCUGAGAGCUACACCCCUUCUACAGGAGCUCUACCUGUACAACAACAACCUGAGCACCCUUCCCUCAGAUCUCUUCAGGGGUGUCCCUCACCUGUUCUCGGUGGCUCUCUCGGGUAACGCAUUGGAUCAGCUUCCCGCCAAUGUCUUCAGCCACGCUCCACUGCGUGACCUGGUGCUGAAGAACAACCUGAUCAGCAGUGCGGAUGCUAAUUGGCUCCCUGACAACAGUAACCUCACCUGGCUGGACCUGUCAGGGAACCGUUUGACGGCCGUACCCACAGCCCUGUUCCAGAAACUACGCCAUCUGAAGAACCUUGACCUCUCACAUAACCACCUGGAGAAGCUCCCGCCAAAUUUGUUACACCCUCUGACCAAACUGGAGAGGCUGACGCUGGAGGCGAACAAACUCAGCACCCUGGACGUGUCUACCUUCAGUAACAACCUCAACCUGACACACCUGUUUCUUCUGUCGAACCGGCUUGGACAACUGCCACCAACCCUGUUCCAUGGCCUCCCAAACCUGGCGCACCUGAGUCUGGAUGAUAACCUGCUGAGCCACAUCCCUCCUGGUCUGCUGGACCAGCUUCACUCCAUUGAGGAGCAGGGGUUGGACCUCACGGUGAACCCCUGGGUGUGCGAUGGCAAGGUGGAGUACCUGUGGAGGUGGCUGCAGAAGAACCAGAAGAAAGUAUUCCUGGCCGAUGACAUCAGGUGUGCCAGCCCUGAGUCUCUGAAGGAACGAUCAGUUAUGUCACUAACUGACAGUGAGCUAGGACUCUGAUCCAUCAAACCUUUUUCACUCAGAUUAUGAAUUAUCACUUUAACCUAUCUCAAAGUGUGGUCUAUUGAACUCCUAUCUCAAAUGAAUCUAAGGUAAUGUUGGUCUAUUGCAUAUUGUGUAUUUUCAUCAUAAUUAUGCACACAUCCACGUAAAUAAAAAAGUGACCUGAAUUGGAAUUUUAAAU